Nilaparvata lugens (brown planthopper) is the source of this 11579-nucleotide messenger RNA. RefSeq names its product far upstream element-binding protein 3. Gene Ontology annotation, molecular function: mRNA binding. The transcript has 16 exons. The record is from RefSeq and is a predicted model, not a curated record. Gene Ontology annotation, cellular component: cytoplasm; nucleus. NCBI's taxonomy places the organism in Eukaryota, Metazoa, Arthropoda, Insecta, Hemiptera, Delphacidae. Gene Ontology annotation, biological process: regulation of DNA-templated transcription. The coding region runs from base 78 to 2435 and encodes 785 amino acids.
CUACUCGUCAUCCGUCUCGCCUUUAGUUGUUCUCUCCGACUGCCGCCAUUUUCUUCAUACGUGCUUCAUGGUACACCAUGAGUGAUUAUUCAGCGGUUGCGCCGCCUCAAAAUUUUAAUCAAAGUUCAGCUUUUGCAGCUGCCCUCCAACGAGCAAGACAGAUUGCUGCGAAAAUCAAUCCUAAUAGCGCUUCCAGCACUGGAACUACUGAUUCGGCUAUUGGACAAAAACGACCUUUAGAAGAAAGCAGUGUUGACUUCGAGCCGGAUUCAAAGAAAGUGGCGACCUUGGCGAGUCCACCGUUAGCCGCUAGUGCGCCGUCGUCGGUUGGAGCAGGGGGGGUUGGGGGGCUGGCAGGGGGGGUGACAGCAGCCGUGGCGGCGCGAGUGGCAGCCGGCAUUCAGGGCCUGGCCGCAUUGGGCGGGCCCGUGUCCAGCGAGGAUAUCAAGGUGCCCGAUAAGAUGGUUGGACUUAUAAUUGGCCGUGGCGGCGAACAGAUCAGUCGACUGCAGUCAGAAUCUGGCUGCAAAAUACAAAUGGCUCCUGACAGCGGAGGCACCCCUGAACGCCUCUGCACGCUCACCGGAAACCCUCAGGCUAUCGGCCGGGCGAAGGAGUUAAUUGGCUCAAUCGUGGCUCAGCGCAGUCGGACUGAGGGUACAGGGGGAGCUCGCUUGGACGAGAUGGGCCUGGGAGGACUCGAUUCGUCCAUGGGAUCCAAUGGAGGAAAUAAUGGCGAUGGGCACUCGUCGGGUUCCGGGGGAAAUGCGCAUGUGGAGAUAAUGGUGCCCGGGCCGAAGGUCGGUCUGAUCAUUGGUAAAGGAGGAGAGACCAUAAAACAAUUGCAGGAAAAGUCCGGGGCAAAAAUGGUGGUUAUCCAAGAAGGACCAAAUCAAGAAACCGAAAAGCCUCUUAGGAUUAGCGGUGAUGUCUCGAAAGUAGAAGCUGCAAAGCAGCUAGUGUACGAACUAAUCGCUGAUAAAGAAGGGGGCUCUUUUGGCGGACGAAGUGGUCUGGGUGGGAAUAACCAGCGAAGUUUUAGGAGCGAAUUUGGAUCUCCAUUUGGUCAAUCUUCUUCCUCAGGUGGAGACGGUGACUCUGUUGAGAUUGCUGUUCCUCGAGCUGCAGUGGGCGUGGUAAUUGGAAAGGGUGGCGAUAUGAUCAAGAAAAUCCAGGGUGAAACCGGCGCCAGGGUGCAGUUCCAGCAAGGUCGCGAAGAUGACCCUGACGACAGACGGUGCUUCCUUUCCGGCAAACCAGACCAGGUUUCCGAGGCUCGUAGGAGAAUAGACGAGCUCAUCGAUAGUGUGCUAAGACGAGACAACGACAGAGGUCGCGGAGGUGGCCGUGGAGGGUUCGAGCGUAGUGGUGGUCGUGAUUUCAACGAUCGCGGAGGCCGUGGCGGUGGUUGGAACAACGACCGCGGUGAUAAGCAAGAAGCAACAUUCGUCGUUCCUGCUAAUAAAUGCGGUGUUAUCAUUGGACGCGGUGGUGAAACCAUAAAGCAGAUCAACCAGUCCACGGGUGCUCACUGUGAACUGGACAGAAGACCGCAAGCGAAUCCCGCCGAGAAGACUUUCCUGAUCCGUGGUCAACCUGAUCAGAUAGAAGCGGCGAAGAGGCUGAUCGCUGAGAAGCUUGGCGGCCCGGGUGGUGGCCUGAUGAGUGGUGGUCAGGGCCAGAACGGUGGAGGCCCUCCCUUCGGCGGUGCCGGCGGUCCCCCUGGUGGUGGCGCAUCUGGUGCUCCGCAUUUCGCUCCGCAGAGCUGGGGUAGUGGCGGGCCACAGGGAUUCCAGCAGCCGUGGGCUAAUCCCCAACAGCCGCAUCCUCAGGAUCCUAACAUGUUUGCGGCUGCUCAAAAUAAUCAAGUUCAGGUACCAGUCAAUCCACAAACUGGUCAGCCGGAUUACUCGGCUCAGUGGGCUGAAUACUAUCGAUCUGUGGGAAUGCAUCGUGAAGCAGAGCUUAUUGAACAGCAGGCUAAAGCAAGCAAGGGGAUGACGGCAGUAGCUGUAGCCGGGGGGCAAGGAGCGCCCCAACAGCAGCCAAGCCAACCGGCGCCGGCCGCCGCGCAGCCCGCACAAAACGGCCAACCUGACUACUCGGCGCAGUGGGCUGAGUACUACCGUUCAACCGGAAAAAUCAAAGAAGCCGAAUUCAUCGAGCAACAGAUGAAGACCAAGGCUCAGGCCGCAGUUGGUGGAGCAGUGACGGCAGCAACCAGCGGGCAGACUGGUGCCUCAGCACCCAAUCCGUACGCGCAGCCCCAACCUCAGCCCUACGGCUAUGGCGCCACUACGGCCGGAUUCUACCAAUCCACACCGCAAGCUCCCACUCAGCAGGCCACUCAGCCUCAGUAUCCCAGUUAUCCUGGCUAUGCCCAGCCUUACCAUCCUCAGGCUCAAGGCCAGGCAGCGCCUCCUGACGGCCAGUAGACUAACCAUCAUCCAGCCAUCUCACUCGUCUGUUCAUCAGAAGAUGCAAUCUAUUGUGAAGAUUUCUGUGUAGAAGAUGUUCAAAUUUAGCUAAGAGAAGAGACUACAGUGAAUGGCAGAAUGACGAAGUUGGCGUUUCCUGCCGUUUUCUCAGCGCUUCAUAAAUUCCACUUUUUUAUGAAUCCUAUUGUUGUAUUGAAUUAUCUACUAAACGUCAAAAAGUUGUGAGGCGUUAUGGUAAGAUGUAGUAUUGCAUUGUGACCCCAACGAUAUGUUACAUCAGUUCUUCCAUGGCCCUUUGUCAUGUGUGCGUGCAUGUAAUGAUUCUAUGCCAAUUAUAUAUUUUUUAUAAAUCUUACAAGUCGGUUAUCUCGGUUACCUCGUUGGCUAUUCAUUAUUACUCUCAAUAUUAUCUUUGCAUCCCUUCUCCCUUAUAGUAUAUAUAUAUAUACAUAUAUGUAUAUAUGUAUAUAGCAUCUUCUGAUAUAGGGCCACUAUUGAGUCUCCUUAACUAUAGUUUUUUAUUAGAUUUAGUAAAAAAAAUCGAAACUAUUGGAAAAGGUAAUCAUUAGUAUAAUGAUCCAAUCCAAUGUCUUGUAUUAAGAAAAUAGAAUUUUUAAGUAUCUUUCUUGGGUAGUUGAAGAAAACUGUUUUACAAAAUUUGAAGAAUUUAAUAGAAUAGAUUGUAUUUGAACUGAUUCAAAAGAAGGAAACAAAAAAAAACUCAACUCUUUUAAAAUCUAAAACAGAGAUGGGUAGUCUAUCUAUAUUCUAUAUUUUUUAUAUAACUCUUAUGGCCGUCUUUAAAUUAAGCCGAAAACCAUCUAGUGCAGGCACUAGGUGUUGUUUUGUAUUUCUAAGGACUUGAGUGAUAAAAAACUUCAUUAAUCAUCUUCAUACUGACCUCAUUAUCAUCUUCACUGGCUGCAUAGCUUGCCUUAAUAAUAUGUCGUUACUUUUCAAAGCAAUAUAGUAUCUAUAGCUGAUAAGACUAAUAUGUAGUGGAACUUAAAUGGAAGAAAUAUAAUUAAAAAUGGGUAUAGAGGAUAAAUUGGUGCAAAAUUACAAAGUAUAUUAUUGUAAAAUUAUCUCCAGAAUUUUCUAUGUCAAAUUUCCAAAACUAGUCUUUGAAAAUCGCCAUGGUGAAUUGCAAUUUAAAAUAGAGUUGAACUAAGAUAACCUAUUCAGCAUGUCUUAACCAGAUCUAAGUUUUGGUUUGUGAGACUGGGUUCAGUAAUCACAUUAAUGAUGCAAUUGUUUUUGCUUUCGUUAAUUUCAAUAUCCAAUUCUAUUUGAUAAUCUUGUUUCUUGGAAAUAUGUAAAUAUAGUUUUCCCCAUUGAAAAAUAUCGAUCCACAAUACAUUCACAUGUGAAAUAUUAUACUUUGAGACUGCAAAUGUUACAAUUCAUUCGUGUUAACUUAGCUAUAUUGUAAGUUUCUUGAACCAAUUGUUGUCCAGAAAAUUUACUCAGCAAUAUUUUCUGCCUUAUCGUAAUUAGAUUAUAACUGCUAUCUAUAUUGGAGUUUUAACAUUUCAUUAGAAUCUUCGCCUUGGAUAGAUUUCAUUUUAAUAUUAAUUUGUGGGUGGAUGAUUGAUCUCAUGAAAUGUUCUUUUAGGAACAUUAGGAAUUGUUACUCUGCUAAAAGGCAUGGUCUUAAUGUAGUCUUCUAAACAAGUUAGAUUUAGCAAUUGAUAUUUCGGUAUCAGUACAAACUUAGUCUUUUUAUUAACUAUUAAGGAUGACCAUAUAUAAUACUUUACAUGCACGCACACAUUUAUAUUACUCAUACACCCGAAGACACGCUCACUUCCUCUUAGAACCCCGCCGAUUGUUAUAGUUAAUUUUAUUAAGUUAGGGACUAAUGUUUUAACCUACAUGAUAUUCACUUUUUUCAGAACCUAAUUAAUAAUUUAUAGAAAUUCAACUUUCUUGAGCGUGUCGUAUUAUGCAUCCGCGCUGUAAAUAAUGAUUGAUAUUAAUAGUUGUUAACGUGCACUAAAUUCCGUAUUAUUAUGGAUGGUUAAACUUCUUCAUGCCUCUUAAAGUUUGCUCGAUGACAAGGACAAUUAUGUACUUUGAAAAUUUAAUUCUUUGCAUCCAAGUCCAUUAAUCUCUUAUUCUUUGUCUAUUGCAACUUUUUGUGAAAAUGAGACAUUCUACUGUAAUAAUUUGUAUGAUUAAUAUAAAACUAAUUUUAACUGAUUUAUUCGAUUACAACUGAGUUGUUAGCGUAACAAUUGACUAAUAUAAAUGUUUUUUUUUAUCAAUAAUGCUGACCACAUUGAUUGUGGGGUUUUUUGUAUUGGUUAAUUAUUCGUUACGCUUAUUUUUUCUGAAAAUAUUGUGUUUAUAAAUAAUAAUAUUGAUUACCCUUUGUACUUGUUUUCCAUUUCUUGUCUAAAUAUUAUUCUCCGAUUCAUCUACCCUUUUGUAAAUUAACUUGUAAUUCAGUCAUUGGGCAGGUUCUAAUCUCCAGUUGACCAAGUAUCCUGCCAGUAAGUGAGUAUUUUUAUGAUAUCUAGAAUUUUCUAAAUUUUUAGAUAUUCUAGAAUCACCUAGAUUGAGUUUCGUCUUAACAAAUUGGUUGCUGUUCAUUGUGUGAGUAAUUUUGUUUUGACUGUCACAUGAUAGGCUAGACAUUUGAGUAAUCAAAAUCUCGUGUUACUUUAGUGACUAGCAACCAAGUUUCUUUACUUGAUUUCCAGCUUAAAUCCAUUAAUAAAUUGCAUCCUUUCAAUCAGAACAUAUUUUAAAGUUUCUUACUGACUUUCAAUUCUUCAUUUCAAGACAAUUCACAUUGAAUUCUACUCUAGAUUAAUUCAAGAGUAAUUUCUGAAUUUGAAUAUCUCUGAAGACACAUUCUUAUCUGGUUAGUUGUUUCUAAUUUAGGAAUUUGUAAUAACUCGGCAUACUGUAUAUUUUUUCUUGCUGUUCAUUGUAAGAAAUUACCAACUAAAAUGUUACGCAGUUUGAUAUAAGAAUAUAAUUUUAUAUAUUGUAUAAAUUAUGAAAUGCACAUACCAAGUUCAAUAUUCUUGUCGAUAAAGAAUAUAUUUGACUAAUCUAAUGGAUUGUAUUGAAAAUGAAUAUUACAAGUAAUGUUCCAAGGAUUAAGAUAUGUAAAUAGGCAACAAAACCAGUUCAAUAAUUUUUACAUUCCAUGCAAAACAAUAUUGAUGAAAAUCUAUUAUUUGUGUUAGGAAAAUAUUAUUAAUAAUUGAGCAUCAUAGGUGAAUGUAUAGUGGGAAUUAUCUUAUAAACCUCCUGCUUGUGUUGAAAUACUAUGAUGAUUCAGAGCGUUGGCAUACAUAAUAAUGAUAAUAAAUAUUAUGAAAUUCAAUGAUGAUCACUGAUGUGAUGGUCAAGUUGAUUUCAGAUUUUCAUCGAGAAGAAAAGAACGAAAAGUUUUACAAAUAUCCAAAUGUAAGUACGUUCUAUGCAAUUUUUUUAAUUGGUGAGUGAAAACUUAUGGAACUGAAUGUUUAACAAAAAAUAAUGUCGUAAUUGCUAUAUCAUAUAUUUCUACAGGGGUAUUCAUUUACCACUCUUUACUAAUUGUUGGAACAAAUUCAUGAAAGUGAAUGGGUACCUAUAUUUUUAAAAGCUUGAUUUAAUUACGUAUGUCCGUAUGGUUGGCUAGAUUAUUAAGAUUAGUCCCAAUAGCAUUGAAGGAGUGAUUUUUAACUUUUCAGUUUGAAAAUAUGAACCUCAACGUUAGGUAGCACAGUUCAUUAGGUACUUAAUUCAUCAUGGAAUCAUUAAGCUUUCAUGCAAAUCAUAUUAGUAUGUUUUUAAUUCAGAGUGACUUCAUAACAACUAGCUUCCAUUAUUCUAUUACUUUCUUCACUAUUGUUGCUGAAGGCUACAAACUUUAUUUUUAGACAUAAUUUUGUAUCUAUUUGGAAAGUUACGAUAACUUUAUUUUAUCUUUUUAUUCAAAUGGUUUUGGGUUUUCAUCAAUUCAAAGAAAUGUAUGCUGUAAACUCAAGUUUGCUGCCUUGGAAAGCACUUCAUCAAUCGUUGAGAAAGUGAAGGAAAAUUGAAGCGAAACAUUAGCAUAUUCUGAAAGAAAUGGAACAUUUAUAAGAAAUGUUUUUAGUAAAUUUUUUAUUGAAAAGUAAAAUUUCUAGCAAUUUUCAAUGUUAACUGGAUUCUGUGAGUAAUUAGUUAUUUCAGCGAGAAUUAUUCACAUUCAUUUUCAGUAGGAUUCUAUCCAAAAUUUUCGCCAAGGAUUCCUCUUUGCCUUAGAUUGUUACUUGAUAAAAUGACUGAUACGUCACUUCACUUGUUAACAGUCCUGUCACCAACUGCUAGGUACCUUUGAGAUUAGUGCAUGUUAUCAUUCAAUCCAAUUUCAUCAUUGAAGGCAAUUUAAAUUCAUUGUUAUGUUUGCUUAACAUAAGGUAUCCCUAGUCAGGUUACUCAUCAUGCAGUGUCCAGUAUAUUUCAAUUAUAGAGAUGUAGAUAGGAAUUGCUUAAUUUUUUAUGUUUUCAACAAUGGUUACGUUGGGCCAGUACUACUACAUCAAAUAGCUUUUUCACAUUAAUGUGACGAAUUAAAACGAUCUUGACAUAAUCACAUUUACUGAGUGAAUGUAACCCCAAUAUCUUUAAUGUUAUGUCACUGCCGUUUUUAGAAGAUAAAUCUCGCUUUUCAUAAUAGGUUUGAUUGUAUAAAUUGAGUUUUAUGUUCUAAAAUUGUUCUCAAAUUUCUCUUUUACUUGAAUAAACGUGAAAAUUCAAUUUAAAAACUAGGUUUUUGGCUUCUCCGAUUGAUACUGUUUUCCCCCCUGGUUUUAAUUUUCAAACUUCUAUAAUAUUCAUAACUUUUAUUCUAAAAAACCAAUAUUCUUCUUCAUAAGUAUUGUAAAUGUGUACUUUUUGUAUGCUCUGCAUUACUCCGUGAAUAUUAUUAUUUUCUAUUGCUUUCAAUGUUCUCCUGAAUUUUCUGAAAUCAAUCCGUGUAAAAACUCGUCCCUAUGUGUAAAUCUUCGUAUUGUCGAUGUGUAUUAUAGCUUAUUCUGUAUUUGUGUGAUAUGGAUGUGUUGGUUGCUUCAUGUCAAUUUGGUGUCGGGACUAUAUUUGUUCAAUUUCUCCUAAUCAUUGUUAUUGGCUGCUCGUUUCAACGUUUAAUGCAUUAUGAUUAUUGUUUUGAUGGUUAUUCCUCAUUGAUUGCUCGUGCUGUUUUUAUUAUUUGUUAAAAUACUCUUCAUAAAAAUUGCCAAUGUUUAAUGUAAAGACAUACAUUAAUGUGUUUGAAGCUUCUCGUUCUAUUAUGUGUGAGUGUAUAUUUUUUUGCUGUUGUCAUUUCUUCGUCCAUAAAUUUCUCCUUUUCCUAUUUAUUCUGCUUUAUGUACUAGGGUUGAACACGUCCAAGUACUCGAGUGUCCUUCUUCUCAGGACCCCACUCCGAACCUGCUGGUUCGUGUAUGUUUCAUUUUUCAUAUUUACAAAUCUUUACAACUUUCAUUUCUGAGUGAUUUUUAUAAGUGUUGCCAAUUUUUCUCAACGAAUAAGAUGUACCAAUUUGGUGUUUAUUGGAAAUUAUUUUCCAUUAAAACCUCAAUCCUUGUGGAUUCUUUGUUUGAAUGCUCUUAAGUUUUUAAGUUUGCUAGGUUUAUUUUUGAACAGUGUUUUGGUGUUACCCUAUGGAAUGGAUGUUGACCUCAUAUUAGUUCAUAACAGUAGAACUUCCAUUAGCCGGAAUAGGUGAAUAUUUUUCCACAUAAGUGUUUCCAAAAAAAAACUUGACUUCACAUUCUUGUAUCUUUUACGUAUGCAUUUUAUUUUGAAUGAUUAGCUUGAUUGUAUAACAUUCAUUUAGCAUUGCUGUUCGAUUCUUUAUAUUUUCAAAACUUGCUUUUUUAUUUUCCGUUUUAUCAUUUCUUAUUCGGGUUAAUGGAGGUCUUACUGGAUCACUUUGAUGCUAUGUUUGAUACUUUAUAUAUUUAUUGAGAGUUAAAAAAUGGGAAAUCAUAUUUCCAGUUGUCUAAAUUCGGGUAUACGUCUCGUUAGAAUUCAGUUGCACUAUUCGUUGUAUUCAGUUAAGCUAUUGUGGGCGAUCCAUUCUGACUGACUUAAAUCAUGACAGACUUACUACUGUUAUUAAAAAUGAGCUUACCUAGUUUUGUUCAAAUUGAAUAAUAUUUUCCUCUCAUCCAGAGGGAUUGAACAAUUCAAAUUGCUUUGUUUUGAACUGUGUAUUUUAUGUUUACAUUCAAUUAUUAUUCAUUCUAUCACAAAUGAAUGGACAAGCUUCAACACAACUGAAUAACAAUACAUUAGGUACUGAAUUAGUUAUCCCGAGGGUCAUAUUCAUAUGAAAUGAACCAUACGGUUUAUGUUAGAUUUGGGUUUAAUGUUUUGGUUCACUCCAAAAAAGAAGCAUUUCUAGAUUUAUAUUGAGUUUAUAGUGACUUCAUGGUGUGCCUAAAAUGUGUGUUCUGAGAAUACAAUUUCAUUAUAUAAAUGUGAAAAAUCUUGAUGGAAAUAUGAAAUUUCCCGUCUUUUUGCUCUAAUUCUAUUUAUAUAAUAUUAUUUUCACAAAUGCACUCUAAAAUUCUAAUAAAACUCUCUCUGGCUGAACGAGAUACAUUAUUCCCUUAUUCUGUAAUUCAUAUUUAAAAUUUACAUAUAUAUUGAUAAACUUGAGGCUUCUGUUACAACUAACAUUCUAUUAAGAGCAAUUAAAAUAAACUUUACCGAUUAUAAUGAGAAAUAGCUUACUUCUGUACUGUAUCGGAGUUAACAUUGAAAUAUGAUAGUUCGAUUCGUGUUUUACAAAAUCAUACUGUAUAAGCUUACACCUAUACAGUGCGAAAAAUUACAGUAUAUAAUAUUAUCUUGGCCUCAACAUUAUAAUUUUCAUAUCAAUUUUGAUGUGAUUAUAACGAAAUGUGUCAAUGAAAUUCUUUGACUUUAUCUCAUAAUUUUUGCAACAGCCAGAUUGAGGGUUUUUCCAUUGCAUCCAUUUGAAAUAGAUUUAUAAAUCGCCGGCAUUUAUUUCUCGUAUGCUAUGUUACACUACAUGUUCUUGAAUUUACUUUCCAUAUGAUAUUGAUAAUUUAAUUAAUAAUUUAAGAGCUAGAAAUGAUGUAGAUUGUUAUAUUAUUGUUCACCAUCAAAGCUUGGUGGAAAUCAUACAGCUAAAUUAAACCAUUUAGCUACCGUAUUUCACCUUGAUUGUAUGGUAAUAAAUUCAACUAUUGAAAUUGAUCAGUUAAUAAUUUAUGCUUAAUAAUUUAUCAGAUGCUUCUAUUAUGACAGUUACACUGGUUUGCCACAUUUUUUAUUGUGUUCACUAAUUGUGUGCUCUGUACUGCUCAUUUACUACUGAUUUUUAAUAUUGAAGAAUCUUUAGAGCACAAUUUUCAACAUUUACUUGAUGCUGAUUUUGUUCAUAGAUAUUCUAGACAUACCAUAUUAUCAAUUACUCUUUAUUAUAUUGCCGAUUUUAUUGCUCUUUGACUGUUCAAUGAAUCAUAGUUAUUUGCUCUUUCAUCAGUAAAACCUUUUCCGUUGUUUUAAUCUUGAUUUUCAGUUACAACUAUUGAAAUGUUACCACAGUUUUUUAUUAUAAUUUUGCUGUGAUGUAUGUAAUGAUUCUGUACGUUUUGUAGCCUGUAGUAUGGGGAUUUAACUUGGAUGCAUGCUGUUCUCUAACCUGAUCUUCCUAAGAGUGAUUGUUGGUUGUGUGUGUGCAAGGAGCUCCUUAUUGAUGGGUGAGAAAAUCUAAAACAAAAUCUACACCUAAAUUUAUUUGCAUUUUCCUGUCUUUCCAAAUCAAUGAUUCAACAAAACUCAAGUGUUCAAAUAUCCAGUUCAAUAAUUAUUUGUUCAUUAUUUGAAUGUAAUUGAAAGAAAUCUAGCUAGGGAUGGAAAUAAAAGGCUUGUCAUUUUUAUUUGAUAUGGCAUUCUCUGGUGGGAUAUUUUUAACCUAUACUUUAGGAAAAACGAGUUUCUGAAAAUGGAUUGUUUUAUUCAUGAUGCAUAAGUAGAUAAAUUAUGCGGUUUGAAUACUCAAUCCUUAAGAUAGGGUUUGCUAUGGCUCGCAAAAGUAACCUUAUAAAAAAUCCCAUAUUAUUCUCUUACUAAGCUGGCAAGCAUAACAUGUUUCGUAAUCUGUAGCCUGCAUAUGAAUCUUUAGGAACAAAACUUAAUUCUAAAAUUGGAAUUAUUAUCAUUUUGAUCAUGGAUUAGAUUUUUCAUCAACUCUCAUUGAAAUAGUCAACAAUUAUUUAUAAUUUUUAAGCAUUCCAGUUGAAUAUGUUGGGUACCGAUAACCUUUUUAAAUGUAUCUGAAGCUAUAUAUUUUCAAUGCUAAAUAUUACUUUUAUAGUGCAUCCAAUCGUUCAAAGCUAUCUUAGGACAGAACUUUUGCUUCGGUAAACUUAUUCUUGUUUUUCUAUCAACUCUUAUUAAAUAGGUAAAUCGUAUAAGAUAUUUUUAUAAUUAUCGAACUUCUUAAAUGUUGAAUUGUAGUGUAUCAACUGAAUACAACACUAUUGUAGGGAUUGCAUUGAUCAUCUUGUUCAAAAGUUCCUCACACCCCUCGUGCAUUCCAUCUAACUUAACCUCGUUAAGAUAAAUGUUUUUUAUUUGAAUACUACUUAUAUGAUUAUAGUUUUCCAACAGAACCAUUUCAAAUUUUUGUGCAAUCAGUUUUCCCCUAGUUACCUUACUUAACAUUUCCAUAAACAUGUGGCCUGAACUCAUUUCUUUAAUAUUUUUGUGCUUGCUCGUGAAAUGUGAUGGCAAAUUCAUGUUUGGGAAGUUGCAUUAUUCUAAAAAAUAAGAAAUUUUUCAGAUCGUAUUCUGUUAGGAUUUUCUGUUUGGUUGCUGAGAGAUCAUCUAUGUCCAUGCAUCAGGCAGAUCACAACAGCUAGUAUGCUACGGUGUUGCCCUGUAGUUUGUGACAGGUGAUACAGUAUCUUUAAAUAAGUAACUAUAAGUUCGAAGUUACAGUUUCAUAUUGUUCGAUAAUUAUACACUGUAACAUUAUUUCCUCCAUAUUGUGUUCACUACUAUGUUUUUGUAUAAGUUCUUGUUGGGGUUAUAUAUCGCGUAUUUUCUAUUGCCAUUUAAUCUCCUAUUCUGUUGAUUGUGUACCAAGUUUUUAAUAAAACCUCUUAAAAAUUGCAA